AUGGUCCUCCACCGCGACCAGGCCAAAUUCGACCGGGCCCAAUGGCGGCUCAUGGUCCUCGUGCCAUCUUGGAUGGUACAGAUUUCACUCUACCUAGUUCUUAUCGGUAUAUCUGCAUAUCUUCUAGCCAACGCCAUAGGCGUUUCCGAUGAAACAAAUGGGACGGCAAUUGCAUGGGAAUCCAUAACUAUUGGCUUCGCAGCCAUCUCGAUACUAUGCACAGCAUUUGAGAUAUUUAGGACGUUUGCCGAGGCCCUGACACCGAAGGAGAUGGUUGUCUCCAGCCUUGUUAAGCUUGUGGGAAUCAUCGUGUCCAUGAUAAUGGGAGGAUUGAUGUCAGACACUGAUCUUUCCUCAUGGAUCACCGGGACGCAAGUCGUUCACGGCCUAUUGAUCAUCCCGGUACUCGCUCUGGGCUCAUAUGCAGCCUGGAUUUGGAGGUGUCUGGCCCAAUACGACGAUUAUGGCCACCCAGCGAAUGUCAAACCCUUCGGCUUUAAGAGUGAUCGUAAAGACAAACUCUCCCACUCCCGCAACGAGUCCGAUGACUGGGAUGUUGAGCUCCGCGCAUCCUGGGCCUCGAGGGAGGUAGCCAUGGGCAACGCCGUCGAUAUCACAUCACCACCCCCGACGUCACCAUCACCGGAGGACGCUCCUGCCAAGACCCGAGAGCGAGGAUCUUCGUUCGUCAGGGUCGGCGGGCGCCUCAACUUCAGCCUGACGAAUGACGUGGACGCAACAAACGAGCACGCCAGCCGGAGCCGCGCCAACUCGUCAUCCGCUCUCAUGGGCAGCACUAGCACAAUUUUCGAGUCGAUACCCUUGAAUAUGUCCACACCCGACCUGGUCAUCCCGAAGAGGCCAGCGUCCUACAUCUCCGUAACAGGCACGGGGCUCGACCGCCGCGCCUCGUACAACCACACCCGCGACACGGCCUUCGACGAGUACGUCAAGCAGCACCGCAGCCGGCAGCAGAACAUGAGCCAGAGCUCCAUCGCCUCCAGCAGCGGCGGUGGCCGCAGCAGCAGCGCGCCGUUGGCUCGCGUCCGCGCGCUAUCCAACACGGACCGCACCGCGGCACAGCAGCAGAAGUUGAAGAACGACGUCGACGAUGCUAUGGGUACCGCAUUCGGCUGGGGCACGGCGAGCAGGUCGUCAAGCCUUGACAGUGUUAUGGCCGGGGGCACACCGCCUGCGAUUGCCGUGGGCGGCGGCGCGGUGCCUAAUGCCAAGUCUGUGCGGAACAGCCUCGGGCGGGCGCCUAGCGACGGCAGCGAGAGGGGAGCGGUGGACUCAGUACCCGAAAAUGGGGAUAACAACGACAGCCGAGACGGUGAUGUCGACGAGGAGACACGGCAGAAGAAUGUGGACGAGGCGAGUCGGGCUCUGCUCGGCGGACAGCAGGAGGAGGACGACUAUAUCCAUCCGGAGUCGUUGAGGCCGGGCAGUGCAAGGCCCAGGGCUCUGAGUGAGACGAUCGAGUUCAUCGUGACGCCGCCGCCGAGAACGCCGACCGAGGAAAAGGACGGCGGAGUGCGGAAGACGUGGGGAGCUGCAUAUCAGCUAUAA
Diaporthe amygdali is the source of this 1569-nucleotide messenger RNA. RefSeq lists its product as uncharacterized. NCBI's taxonomy places the organism in Eukaryota, Fungi, Ascomycota, Sordariomycetes, Diaporthales, Diaporthaceae. The transcript is spliced from 3 exons. Bases 1 to 1569 code for a protein of 522 amino acids. The record is from RefSeq and is a predicted model, not a curated record.